AUGGCCGCGGUUUCCCUUGUCGACGAUCCCACCGCGAAAGCAGCAGUGGACCACCCGGAGCAGGUCACCGCGAAGGCCCAACGGCUUAUCGAAAUCCUCCACAACCGGAUCGGCCCGACAGGGCUCAAGGUCAAUUUCGGCAAGUCGGUGCUCUUGAUCACAUUUUCAGGUAAGGGGUAUAAGAAACGCGAGCUCCUGAUCAGAAAAGCCGACGCCCCAGCAAUCACAACUGAAGGUGGACAAUAUUUUCGAGUUGUUCGAGUGCACAAGUCUUUAGGUACGCACCUUACAGACAACGGCAGCUGGGGGCCCGAGUUUGACAUCCAGCAUGAGUUUGAGAGGGCAGCCGAGUCCUUUCCUGUCUCUGUCUGGGUGAUCAGCCUUGACGUGGCUCACGACCCCAUCCGCGGUGAUGUUUCGAGGCCGGAGACGAUCCGUUUUUGGUAUCGCGCCAUGGCUGGCGGCAAGGAGGUCGAGCCGGACUUCAUGGCCUUCUGGGAGCCCCUGGAUCCGUACGUCACCCGAGUCAUGGGCAACGUCCGCGUGGCCUCCGCCGCUCGGGCCGGGCCCUCGCAGCAGCGCCUGGAGCGGCUCUGCGGCGGCGCCAGCUGCCUGCGCCUCGCCGCCAACGACGGGCCGUCCGUGGGCGCGGCGCUCGAGGCGUCCAGCGCGGACCUGGUCGUGUUCGACGGCUUCAACGCCGAAGAGCGCUUCGGCCACUACGUGAGGGACCUGGCUCCGGGGGCGAUGCGCGUGCUCGACAUGCAGGACUUCCACGCGCUGCGCGCCGGGCGCGAGGAGCUGGUUGAGCGGGGCGCAACGCCCGCGGAGGUCAAGGCACACCGCCCAGGCGUGGGCUCGCCGGUGCUGCUCAGGGAGCUGGCCUCCAUCCACCGCUGCGACGCCACCCUGGCGGUCUCGGAGGAGGAGCGAGCGAUGCUCGUGGACGUGUACGGGGUGCCCGCGCACAAGGUGCACGCGGCGACCUUUGGCCACGAGGAGCUGUCGCCGCUCGCGGAGCUCCCGGGCUUCGCGGCGCGGAGGGACGUGAUGUUCAUCGGCAAUUGGAGGCACAGGCCGAACCGCGACUGCGCCAAGUGGCUGGUUCGGGAGGUGUGGCCGCACGUGCACGAGCUGCUGCCCGAGCUGCGGCUCAACGUUUACGGCGCCAACCACACGGCAGAGGACAUGGCGCUCACUGAUGAGCGCAUCGGCGCGGUGGUCCAAGGCUACUGCAAGGACGUCGGCCAGGCGAUGCGAGGGCACCGCCUGCUCGCUGCUCCGCUACGCUACGGCGCGGGCGUGAAGGGCAAGCUGGUGGAGGCGAUGCGCUGGGGGCUCGUGACGGCGACCACGCCCGUGGGCGUGGAGCCGUCUCACGGGGCCGCCGGGGGCGCCCCGAGCGGGGGCCGCAGGGGCUGGGUGUGCCUGCUGCGGCAGGCACUCGAGCGAUGGGAGGCCGCCCGCUCACGAGAGCGCGACGACAUGGAGGUGGCCGGCGCACAGCAGGAGCUUGCCAGCGGCGGGGCAAGCGUGGCCAGAGCGUCCCUUGUUGCCUGGAGGGCCUGCCAGUUUUCGCGAGACGUGUGA
Molecule: messenger RNA, 1590 nt
Organism: Prorocentrum cordatum
Lineage: Eukaryota; Dinophyceae; Prorocentrales; Prorocentraceae
Source: the annotation of a GenBank genome assembly